AUGCACACCAGCGAAUACGACUAUCUUUUCAAGCUUCUCCUCAUCGGUGACUCUGGUGUCGGAAAGUCUUGUCUUCUCCUCCGUUUCGCGGACGACACGUACACUGAGAGUUAUAUCAGUACUAUUGGUGUUGACUUUAAGAUUCGCACUAUUGAACUCGAAGGCAAGACUGUCAAGUUGCAAAUUUGGGACACCGCAGAAGGUCAAGAACGAUUCCGCACCAUAACGUCCUCGUACUACAGAGGGGCUCAUGGUAUCAUCGUUGUGUACGACGUUACUGAUAACGAAACUUUCACGAACGUCAAGCAAUGGCUACAGGAGAUAGACCGUUACGCCUCUGAGGGCGUCAAUAAGCUGCUAGUUGGGAAUAAGAGCGAUCUCACCAGCAAGAAGGUGGUAGAGUACAGCGUGGCGAAGGCAUGUAUUUACUUAGAAUAUUUCGAAUUUGCCGAUCAGCUCAGCAUUCCUUUCCUGGAGACGUCUGCAAAGAAUGCGACAAAUGUUGAGCAAGCAUUUUUGACGAUGGCGAAACAGAUCAAGGAUAGGAUGGGAUCGACCUCGACGCCUGCUGGUGGCGCCAAAUCGUCAACAGUUACACCAGGACAAUCUGUUCAGCAACAACAGUCGAGCCCUUGCUGCUGA
Suillus bovinus is the source of this 642-nucleotide messenger RNA. Its product is annotated as P-loop containing nucleoside triphosphate hydrolase protein. The transcript has 7 exons. Lineage: Eukaryota; Fungi; Basidiomycota; Agaricomycetes; Boletales; Suillaceae. The coding region runs from base 1 to 642 and encodes 213 amino acids. Gene Ontology annotation, molecular function: GTPase activity; GTP binding. The record is from RefSeq and is a predicted model, not a curated record.